This is a messenger RNA of Dromiciops gliroides (monito del monte), 750 nucleotides long. RefSeq names its product WW domain-binding protein 1-like. NCBI's taxonomy places the organism in Eukaryota, Metazoa, Chordata, Mammalia, Microbiotheria, Microbiotheriidae. The record is from RefSeq and is a predicted model, not a curated record.
AUGUGGAAGUCAUCCCCAGAUGAAGAUGUCCUUGGAGGCUGUUGCUCCCCGAAACUUGGCUUUCUCCAGGAAACAUCAUCUCCAAGGCUGGCUGCCCCUCUCAUGCCCCCUGACACUGAGGGCCAGGAGGAGGAACUGAAAUACUCCUCCCUGCUCCCUAAUGCCACCUUCAGAUUCAACUCAGGGGGCUCCAUGCUUGACGUACACCUUCUCUCCUCCUUCAAGAUUCCUGCCUAUGAGGAUGUAGCUUACCACCCUGGAAUCCCAUCUCCCCCAUACAGUGUGGCUCCUGGGCCCCCAUCACCCAGUUCCAGUGACUGCGCCAGUGGUUCCUGUGCCUCCAGCUGCCCCCCUUCUCCACUUGGUACUAUAGGGGCCUCUUCCAGGACCCACCCACACAGGGUAGAAUGGAGUGGAGCUGGGGUUCUUGCCCAAAGUCAGCCUGGGGAUAUGGGGGAAGGGGAGAGUCCAGCACCCCUAGACCAGUCCUGCCACCAUUGCAGACUGACUGGAGAUUUGGGAAUUGAGCUGUGUCCUGAUACCUACCAUGGUCUAGUUGACCAGGGUCCAGCCAAACCUGGGUGGGCAGAGCCACCACCACUCCAGGAUAGCAGUGUCUGUUCCCUGAAUUCAGCCCCUGCUGAUCCCAUUCCCUGUGAAUUCCCAGUCUCUUCUGAAGGGCCUGGAUACAGGCAGAUCUGUGCUCUGACUCCUGGGGGAAGGGGUUCUGGCAGUAGUAACUACAUAUAG